UUUUCCGCUGAUUCAGGCAAAGACUGCACAACCCACCUAAAAACACAUGUAUAAAAAUGAGAAGCACACGCUGUCUGUCCCAAACGUUCGCUCGUCUACCAUCUCUACCGUUCCUUGUCCUCUGCUUCAAGAACAGCGUGACCAUGGCAGUUUGGAUCCAGGCUGGUGCUCUGUUGUUUCUUUUGGCCGUCUCCGGUGUGAACGCUAACGCAGGGGCGCCGCAGCACCUGUGUGGAUCUCAUCUGGUCGAUGCCCUCUACCUGGUCUGUGGGCCAACAGGCUUCUUCUAUAACCCCAAGAGAGAUGUUGACCCUCUUCUGGGUUUCCUUCCUCCAAAAUCUGCCCAGGAAACUGAGGUGGCUGACUUUGCAUUUAAAGAUCACGCCGAGCUGAUAAGGAAGAGAGGCAUUGUAGAGCAGUGUUGCCACAAACCCUGCAGUAUCUUCGAGCUGCAGAAUUACUGUAACUAAAAGAACAUGUCCUGUGACAACCGCCAAUGACUUCACCACCUGUUUGCACACAGGUAUCAGCCUUAAUGCUCUUGAUUUGUUUUUCAUAGAAAAUAAAAUGUUAUCAAAUGAA
Carassius gibelio (silver crucian carp) is the source of this 582-nucleotide messenger RNA. It is a transcript of the gene ins, whose product is annotated as preproinsulin. Gene Ontology annotation, molecular function: hormone activity. Gene Ontology annotation, cellular component: extracellular region. The record is from RefSeq and is a predicted model, not a curated record. NCBI's taxonomy places the organism in Eukaryota, Metazoa, Chordata, Actinopteri, Cypriniformes, Cyprinidae. Bases 57 to 470 code for a protein of 137 amino acids. The transcript has 3 exons.